Molecule: messenger RNA, 637 nt
Organism: Acanthisitta chloris (rifleman)
Lineage: Eukaryota; Metazoa; Chordata; Aves; Passeriformes; Acanthisittidae
Product: mannose-binding protein C-like
Source: RefSeq, a predicted model, not a curated record
AUCUGUGGACUUAACAGUGAUUCUUUUUCAGCCUUUCGGUGCCCUGGUACCUUGACAUUCACUGUUGAUGGUAACAGGUUCAGUUAACACAAACAAACCUGAAAAGAAAAUUUAUUCCUGCCCAGAAAACCAGUGCAUUCCUCCUGCAGUCAAUGGCUUACCAAACAGACAUGGUCCCAAAGGUGCAAAGGGAGGAGAAGAAAUGAGAGGCCUACAGAGUUCCCCUGGAAAAGUGGAACGUCCAGGAAUUAAAGAAGCUUUAGAACCACAAGAAGAGAAAGGAGAAAAAGGAGAAUAUGGAAUUAUAGUAACUGAUGACUUGCAGAGACAAGUAACAGCUUUGGAAACAAAAGUACAGGUUUUGGAGGCUGAACUAAACAGAUAGAAAAGAGAUAGGUUCUUAUUUUAUAGAACAUUGCUAAAAACCAUAUUUGUCUCAACUGUAAAAGAAAAUACUUUUGACAAUGGAAAAUCCCCUCGUGCAGAAGCUGGAAGUGCACUUAUCUCUCUUAGGAACAAGGCUGAGAAUACAGUUUUCCAAGACUUUGUAACACCUUCAAAGCAGGCAUGUAUAGGGAUAUCUGAAGAACAGACUGAAGACAGGUUCAUGUAUCUGAAUGGAAGGACUGUAACUUAA